UUUAAAAAAAAAACAUCAAAGACAAAACCGAUACAUAAAAUUCCAAUAAAUACAUGUGAAUUAUUAUUAUUUGUAUUACUAAUUUAAUAAACAUGACCCGAUCGGGAAGUCGCACAAAGUUUGAAAAGCUUAAGACGAAACCAAAGAUGUACAACACAAAUAUUGUUAUGGGAAGUCAAAAAGAAAACGAAGAAAAGAAAAAAGCAAAAUGUGACAUGUUAGCUGUUUAUAUGCCGGAUGAAGACAUCCAAAGUCAGUUAAUGACAAAGAAAAAAACCUCUCAGGAAUGUAUAGACUAUCGGAGUUAUCUCCCUGUAUACCAACCAACAACAAUGCCUUUUCGAAAUGACCUGAAAAAGCACAAACACAGAAAAAUAUUACUGGGAAUAUUAUUUGCAUCAAUAAUAGUUCUGUUCAUGGCACUUGGAGGAACAAUAGGAUACGGCGUAUACAAGGGAAUGUUAUAAGAGUUCACCCAUUAAAAUUGGAGGCCUUAUAGCGAUAGGUUGCAGUUUACCUGCUGCCAUGAACGACUAUAGAAGUUGAUGAACAGUAAAACAUUGCUAGCAGAGUUGGUGCUUCUAUAUGUUAAACAAAACGAUGCAAAAACCAAGGUUGUUCAAAAACUAUAAAAGUGCCUUUUGCGGAUAUAUUUUUUGAUACAAAUGCAUUUUUUACCCAUUUUUAUAAACUGCUUUAUUUUCAAUUGUAAACAGUCUUUAUGUACAACUUCUAUAUGUUCUAAUUAUGUUUUGUAUGCAAAUCGACAGUCUUAGUCUGAAAAUUCCUUACAAGGUUGAAGUCACACUUUUAAGGUAAUUUGAAAUUACAAAAAGGAAUGGAUACAAAACCUUGAUGUACAACGUAAAAUACAUUCAUCAUAAAAUACUAAAGAAACAUAGCUAUCAGCGGACACUCACAAGAUUGCUAACAACUAUUGUUACGCAUAUACAUGUAUGACAGGAACCCAGGUUGAUAUAGGGUUCAUUAUUGAGGUUGAUUAUGCAAUGACACUGAAUCUAAACUGUUUAUGGAUGUUGAUCAUGGAUUUUGAAAUAGAUAAGGGAGCAAAAUGGCAACUUCAAAAGUGGGACUUGUUAAAAGUCUAUGCAUUUACUAAAUAAUAUGUAUUUAGCCCUUCCGGGCACCUCUUGUUAAAAGUCUAUGCAUUAACUAAGUAAUAUGUAUUUAGCCCUUCCGGGAACUUCUUGUUAAAAGUCUAUGCAUUAACUAAAUAAUAUGUAUUUAGCCCUUCCGGGCACCUCUUGUUAAAAGUCUAUGCAUUAACUAAAUAAUAUGUGUUUAGCCCUUCCUGGCACCUCUUGUUAAAAGUCUAUGCAUUAACUAAAUAAUAUGUAUUUAGCCCUUCCGGGCACCUCUUAUU
Mytilus trossulus (common blue mussel) is the source of this 1384-nucleotide messenger RNA. RefSeq lists its product as uncharacterized. The record is from RefSeq and is a predicted model, not a curated record. The transcript has 3 exons. Lineage: Eukaryota; Metazoa; Mollusca; Bivalvia; Mytilida; Mytilidae. Bases 93 to 467 code for a protein of 124 amino acids.